AAACAUGCUCUUACUAUAUCACUACUUGGCAACUUGCUUUCACGUGUUCUGACUUCAUUACGGCGUACGACGUCCCCACUCCAUUACUUUCACGUGUUCUGACUUCUAAAAGAACCUUUCAUCCGCUGGUCUGGUCUCUAUAAUAAGCAGAGCGUGUUCGAUCCUUGAACAAACAACGAACACCUCUUGUUUCAUUUUCGUUUUAUUCACUUUGAGCAACAAUGAUCAAAGUCGAGUUUCAGAACUUUUUCAUAAUGAUUCUCCUAUGCCUAUUCUCACUCCUCUGUUUCUUUACCUUCUUCGUCAAGAAACCAAAAGAUAGCUCUGAUUUGCCUCCAAGCCCUCUCAUGCCAAUUAUUGGUCAUCUUCACCUUCUUCUCUCUUCUUUAAUCCACAAAUCUUUCCAGAAAAUCUCAUCCAACUACGGUCCUCUCCUCCAUCUCCGCAUCUUUAACGUCCCUAUACUCCUCGUCUCCUCUGCUUCAGUGGCUAACGAGAUAUUCAAGACCCAUGAAGUUAACAUCUCCUCUCGAGGUCUCCCUCCCAUCGACGAGUCCCUCUUUUUCGGAUCUUCAGGUUUCUUCUCUGCUCCACAUGGAGAUUACUGGAAGUUCAUGAAGAAGAUCGUUGUCGCCAAGCUUCUUGGACCGCAAGCAAUCGAGCGGUCAAGAGCCCUCCGUGCGGAGGAGCUAGAGAGGUUUUACUUUGAUCUGCUCGAGAAAGCGAUGAAGAAAGAGACCGUUGAGAUACGUAGAGAAGCGAUGAAGUUCACUAACAACAGCACAUGCAAGAUGAUUAUUGGGAGGAGGUGUUUGGAAGAGAAUGGUGAAGGUGAGAGAGUCAGGGGAUUGAUUACUGAAUCCAUUGCCUUGACGAAGAAUGUUUUAUUUGCAACCUUGUUGCGCAAGCCACUUGAGAAGCUAGGGAUCCCACUUUUCAAGAAGGAGAUAAUGGAUAUUUCCAGCAGGUACAACGAGGUGCUUGAGAGGUUUCUUGUGGAGCACGAAGAGAAGCACCAUCAUCAACAUCAAGGUAAGGAUCUGAUGGACGUGUUGUUAGAAGCUAAAGAAGACGAAAACGCAGAGUAUAAGAUCACUAGAGAUCACAUCAAGUCCUUGUUUGUGGAGCUUUUCCUUGGAGGCACUGACACAUCAAAGCAAACAAUACAGUGGACAAUGGCCCAAAUCAUUAACAACCCUAAAGUUAUUGAGAGAUUAAGAGAAGAGAUGGAUUCCGUAGUAGGGAAGUCAAGAUUGAUACAAGAAACUGACUUACCAAACCUGCCUUACUUGCAAGCUGUAGUCAAGGAAGGGCUAAGGAUGUAUCCACCGGUACCUCUCUUUGGAAGGAGGCUACAAGAAGGAUGUACGAUGGGAGGGUUCUAUGUCGCGGAGAAGACAACCCUUGUAGUUAAUGGUUAUGCUAUCAUGAGAGAUCCUAAUUACUGGGAAGAUCCUGAUGAGUUUAAGCCAGAGAGGUUCCUAGAAAAGCAAGGGGACGAGAUAAGAGAGCAAGUACUGAAGUACCUGUCUUUCGGGAGCGGUCGGAGAGGAUGUCCUGGAUCAAAUCUAGCUUAUAUAUUUCUAGAAACAGCUAUUGGAAUGAUGAUUCAGUGCUUCGAUUGGAGAAUCAAAGGUGUUGAGGUUAACAUGGAAGAGACUUUUUCAGGAAUGGUCUUGACAAUGGCUCAUCCCCUUAAGUGCACUCCUGUUUCUCGAAUCUGUAGCUUCCCUGUUCAUCACUAAGCUCUCAUACCUAUAGUUAAAGUGUCUGUUUGAUUGUUAAGGACUAGUAGUAUACUAGUAGUAAUAUAAAUAAGGAAGCUCUGUUAAGUGUCCCUUGUUCACUUUGGUCUAAUAUAGUUUGGUUUACUUUAUAGUCCAAA
Messenger RNA from Raphanus sativus (radish), 1885 nucleotides. RefSeq names its product cytochrome P450 705A22-like. NCBI's taxonomy places the organism in Eukaryota, Viridiplantae, Streptophyta, Magnoliopsida, Brassicales, Brassicaceae. The record is from RefSeq and is a predicted model, not a curated record. Gene Ontology annotation, molecular function: iron ion binding; oxidoreductase activity, acting on paired donors, with incorporation or reduction of molecular oxygen, NAD(P)H as one donor, and incorporation of one atom of oxygen; heme binding. Gene Ontology annotation, cellular component: membrane.